This is a messenger RNA of Heterostelium album PN500, 1797 nucleotides long. Its product is annotated as POT family MFS transporter. Gene Ontology annotation, molecular function: dipeptide transmembrane transporter activity. Gene Ontology annotation, cellular component: membrane. Gene Ontology annotation, biological process: oligopeptide transport; transmembrane transport. Lineage: Eukaryota; Evosea; Eumycetozoa; Acytosteliales; Acytosteliaceae. The record is from RefSeq and is a predicted model, not a curated record. The transcript has 7 exons. The coding region runs from base 1 to 1797 and encodes 598 amino acids.
AUGGGUAAAGAUAAGAAUGCAGGAGGUGCAAUUAUAGCUACUGAAUAUACACCAAUCAAGAAUGAUGAUACAGUUGAAUUCUUAAGUGGUAAUAGUAGUAGUAGUAGUAGUAAUAGAAAAGAGAAAAUAAGUAGUACCGCUAGAGAUGAAGUAUCGACAACACCAAAUGAUAAACUACCAACCUCUAUCAUCUUUAUUAUGGGCAGUGAAAUAUGUGAGAGAUACUCAUUCUACGGUAUAAGAACGAUUCUGGUCAUCUAUUUAACAACCUUUAUGCUGUACUCUGAUGACCAAGCAACCACUGCACUUCAUACAUUCAAUUUCGUUACUUAUUUUCUUCCAUUGUUAGGUGCAUAUUUAGCAGAUGGUGUAAUUGGUAAAUUCUAUACGAUUCUCUAUUUCAGUUUAGUUUAUUCGGUGGGUGGUAUAUUCUUGGCGUUAUCCGCCACUCCAAGUGUCAUCGGAGAGGAUCCCGAGAAGAGAUCGCCAUGGGCAUUAAUCUUAGGUCUUGGUUUAAUUGCAGUUGGAACUGGUGGAAUAAAGCCAGUUGUUAGUACAUUCUUAGGUGAUCAAUUGGAGAGAAAUCAAACACAUUUAUUACAACGUUUGUUUCAGAUAUUCUAUUUCAGUGUUAAUUUCGGUGCUACACUCUCUACAUUCUUGGCACCGAUUUUCAGAGCUAAAAUAUCAUAUUGGUUUGCAUUUGGAGUGCCUUCUGUACUGAUUUUGAUUUCAACUGUAAUCUUUGUGGUCGGUGCCAAACGUUAUAAAAAACGACCCAUUCAAGGUUCGAUUAUGUUGACCGCUGCUAAAAUCGUUGGUUUCGGUAUCAAAGAGAAAUUCCUAUCACUACGAUACAGUUGUAGAUCCACCCCAGUCACUCAUUGGUUAGAUAGAUCAAAAUCAAAAUAUGAUAGUCAUACAGUUGAUGCUGUGAAAGCUGCUUUAAACGUUUUAUUGGUAUUUUUAUCAUUACCAUUCUUUUGGGCGAUGUAUGAUCAAUCUGGAAGUAGAUGGACACUCCAAGCGAGAUCAAUGAAUUUAUCACUUGGAUCGAUUACAGUGGAACCCGAACAAAUCCAAACAUUAGGACCUGUGUUAGUACUUAUUUGUAUUCCGCUAAGUGAAUGGUUAAUAUAUAGACCAUUAAGAAAUAGAAAUAUUCAAUUCCAUCCACUUAGACGAAUGAUUAUUGGAAUGUGGCUGGCGGUUGCAUCGUUUGUAUUCACAAUGUUUCUACAAUUGAAAAUCGAUGCCAAUCCACCAAAUACAAUCUCUGUUUGGUGGCAAAUCAUUCAAUAUCUUAUUAUGACAUGGGGUGAAGUAUUUAUAUCUAUAACUGGUUUAGAAUUUGCAUAUUCACAAGCACCAUCAAGUAUGAAAUCAAUUAUUAUGUCCGGAUGGCUAUUAUCAAUUGCUUUUGGUAAUUUGUUUGUUGUGGUAGUAGUGGAUGCUAUCCAUCUGAAAGAACAAUGGCAAGAGUAUUUAUUUUUCGCAUCGGUGAUGGCAUUCUUUACUUGUGUAUUCAUGGUGAUAGCCUAUCGCUUUAAAUCUGCAGAUGACUCUAUCAUACAUUACAACGCUGAAAUCGAUGAAGAUACCUCUGAAGAUUCUAUUCAUAAACAUUUAAAUCAAUUCCAAGCUAAUAACAGUAACAAUAGAAAUAGAGAUCUAUCAGAAUCCAACGAUACACUUUUAAACAGCAACAACAACUAUGACAAAGAAUAUGAUGAUAAUAAUAAUAAUAACGAUGAUCGUCAUUCACUAACUUCAUCAUCGAAUUCAUACCAAAUAUAA